CCAAGAGCUUGCGGGCUAUUCGUUUCCUCUGCUUCCCCCCUUCUCCUUUUUUUUUUAAACGAUCCCAAGUUGUUGCUGGCUUCUACUUUCCCCGGCUUUACAUUGUUUUGCGGCAUUGUCGGGAGAGGGAAUAUGCUGCUAUAUUGACAGGGAAACUACGUUUUGAAAUGGUUCUCCUCCAUGUGAAGCGGGGCGAUGAGAGCCAGUUUUUGCUGGAAACAAUAGGCAGCACUUCCAUUGAAGAUUUAACAUUGGCAGUUACAAGGAUCUACAAUGGAAGGCUCAAAGUUCAACGUGUUUGUGCAGAAAUGGAAAUGCUAGCAGAACAUGGGAUUUUGUUACCUCCUAAUAUGCAAGGUCUGACAGAUGAACAAAUUGAAGAGCUGAGCCUUAAGGAUGAAUGGGCAGAAAAAUGUAUUCCAAGUGGUGGAAGUAUCUUUAAAAAAGAUGAAAUUGGGCGAAGAAAUGGCCAAGCUCCAAAUGAACAAAUGAAGCAGGUUCUAAAAGCAACAAUAGAAGAAGCCAAAGCACUCAUUUCUAAGAAACAAGUUCAAGCUAAUAUAUGUGUUAAUAUGGAUAUGGUGAAAGAUGCAUUGGACCGGCUCCGAGGAGCUGUGAUGAUUGUUUAUCCAAUGGGAUUGCCUCCAUAUGAUCCAAUUAGAAUGGAGUUUGAAGACAAAGAAGAUCUAUCAGGAACUCAUGCUGCGCUUGAGAUUAUUGAGGAGCCAGAGGCACAGUUAUGGUGGGCAGGAAAGGAGAUGAAGAGAACAAAUCAGCUUUCUGUUUAUGUUGGCAAAAAUGAAAAAACAAAAGUUAUUGUCAAAAUACAGAAAAAAGGACAAGGUGCUCCAGCCCGAGAGCCUAUCAUAAGUAAUGAAGAACACAAACAAAUGAUGCUUUAUUAUCACAGAAGACAAGAGGAACUAAAGAAAUUAGAAGAAAAUGAUGAUGAUUCCUGUUUAGAUUCUGAAUGGGCUGACAGUAAUGCAUUGAAAAGACAUUUUCAUGGUGUAAAAGACAUCAAAUGGAGGCCAAGAUAAAGUGAUUUGCAUAGAUUGUUUUAUUUUUAAAAGAUUGAUGAUCUACUGGUUAUACUAAAAACAUGAGUGUAAAUCUGUGUAUUAUAUAUUUUCAGUUCCAACACCCUAAAAUAGAUUUAUUAUGAAGUUUGGUUGUGAUAUAUACUCAAAGUCGUAUGCACAAGCUGUGCUUUAACAGUAAAAGAACAGGGUUGUCCUGUGUCUUGGAAACUGUUUGUAUUAGGUUAUCAGCUCAGAUGCUUACAUUUUAAACCUGUUUUCUAAGAAACUUAUGAUACUAAUAAAUAGGUUUAUCCGUG
Molecule: messenger RNA, 1339 nt
Organism: Sphaerodactylus townsendi
Lineage: Eukaryota; Metazoa; Chordata; Lepidosauria; Squamata; Sphaerodactylidae
Gene: CFAP298
Product: cilia and flagella associated protein 298
Exons: 8
Coding region: 168-1040 (290 amino acids)
Biological process (GO): regulation of cilium movement
Source: RefSeq, a predicted model, not a curated record